Messenger RNA from Boleophthalmus pectinirostris (great blue-spotted mudskipper), 1792 nucleotides. RefSeq names its product potassium voltage-gated channel subfamily A member 7-like. Bases 164 to 1762 code for a protein of 532 amino acids. Gene Ontology annotation, cellular component: membrane; voltage-gated potassium channel complex. The record is from RefSeq and is a predicted model, not a curated record. NCBI's taxonomy places the organism in Eukaryota, Metazoa, Chordata, Actinopteri, Gobiiformes, Gobiidae. Gene Ontology annotation, molecular function: protein binding; delayed rectifier potassium channel activity. The transcript is spliced from 3 exons. Gene Ontology annotation, biological process: potassium ion transmembrane transport; protein homooligomerization.
UUAUUGGUUUGGUGUUUAGAUACACUUCAGUGUAUUUAUUACGUACAGUAGUUUAAAUCACUAACAAACAACUGUCAUUUCAGGUACGGAUUUAAGUCCAUCUUGAAAUUACUGUGGCCAAAAAAAUUGAAUUACUGUUGGGUAGCAUUUGGUGCCAACAGUGAUGGAAAGCAGUGAUGAUGAAAGAGGAGGGGGAUGGAAGGACUGUGAUGGAGAGAAAGACAAACAGCUGAAAGAGCAGCUCAACUGUGAAGAAAAGGGAGUAAUUGAGCUCCAAGAAAAUGACAAAGAGAGAAGAAAGGACGGUAGGAGAUCUGGAACAUUGUGGAGGAGUGGGUGGGCACUAAGUGAAAGACUUGCCAUCAAUGUCUCAGGGAUGCGCUAUGAGACUCAGCUUCGUACAUUAGCCCAAUUCCCUGACUCUAUGCUUGGUGAUCCCAGACGGAGGUCACGAUAUUUUGACCCUCUACGAAAUGAACUCUUCUUGGACCGAAAUCGGGCCUGCUUUGAUGCUAUUCUGUACUUUUACCAGUCUGGUGGGAGGCUUCGUAGGCCCACCAACAUACCUCUGGACAUCUUCAUGGAUGAGCUACUGUUUUAUGAGCUGGGGGAGGAUGUCAUAGACCGAUUCAAAGAAGAUGAGGGUUUUCCAAAAGAAGAGGAGAGGCCUCUGCCAAGCAAUGAAAUCCAGAGGAGAUUGUGGAUGCUGUUUGAGCAUCCAGAGUCGUCAUCAGGAGCACGCAUCAUAGCCAUUAUCAGUGUGAUGGUUAUUGUGGUAUCCAUCCUCAUCUUCUGCCUGGAGACCCUCCCAGAGUUCAGGUUGGACAAAGAAGGGAGUGGAAUACAAAUGGAAUAUUUGUACAAAUAUCACUCCCUUCCCAAGAAUGUCUCAGAGAACAUGCCAUUGCCACAGAGUGUCUUCCAGGAUCCCUUUUUUUUAGUGGAGACAAUGUGUAUAUGUUGGUUCUCCUUUGAGCUCUUAAUGCGAUUUGCUUGCUGUCCUAGUAAGACAUACUUCUUCAAGGAUGUCAUGAAUAUUAUAGAUUUCAGUGCCAUCCUGCCAUACUUUGUUACUUUGGGCACUGAGUUGGCCAAGGACAAUGACGCUACUCCGGCCACUUCCUUGGCCAUCAUAAGGGUCAUUCGGCUGGUGCGAGUCUUCAGGAUCUUUAAGCUGUCUCGUCACUCCAAAGGGCUGCAGAUUCUGGGUCAAACCCUCCGAGCCAGCAUGCGUGAAUUAGGUCUGCUCAUAUUUUUCCUCUUUAUUGGAGUCAUCCUCUUUUCCAGUGCAAUAUACUUUGCUGAAGCUGACCACAAAAACACAGCUUUUAUCAGCAUACCACAUGCUUUCUGGUGGGCUGUGGUUACCAUGACCACAGUGGGAUAUGGUGACAUGUGUCCAGAGACUGUUUGGGGAAAAAUGGUGGGCUCUAUGUGCGCCAUUGCCGGCGUGCUGACCAUUUCACUGCCUGUGCCUGUCAUAGUGUCCAACUUCAGUUAUUUUUACCACCGUGAGACUGAAUGUGAAGAUCAAACAGAAUACAACCAUGUCAAGACAUCACUGUGGGAAGAUGAAGAAGAGGAAGAUGAAGAGGAACAAAAGGAGGAAGAGGUGCAGGACCCAGAGGCGGAAUACUAUGCCAUUGAGGGCAGAUACACCCCAGUAAAUAGGACUCUGCUGGACGGACCAUGUCCAGCUCAUGGUAUGGAGUAUAAAGAAGGAAACGCAUGUAUGAGAGAACCACUGGUAACUCAAGUGUAAAGAAGGCAUGCAGUUUGUAUGGAGAGCCAU